CGCAGGGAGGCGGGCGGGGAGCGCAGCAGGACUGCAGCGGGCUGCGGCCCCGGAGAGGGAGGCACCAGCCGCGGGGCGGGAGGUCGCUGCCCGGGCGGAGGAAGCGGCCGGGGCCGGAGCCGAGCCCGGCGAUGGCUGUAGCGGGGCCGGCGCAGCUGCGGGUGGCGUUUGAGGACGUGGCUCUGUAUUUCAGCCGGGAGGAGUGGGAGCUCUUGUCCCGGCCAGAGAAACAGCUGUACCGGGACCAGAUGCUGAGGAAUUACCGGGCCCUUGUUUCCUUGGGCUAUUCAGGUUCCACACCGGACUUAAUCCACCGGAUUGAGGUAGGGGAGGCAGAGCUCUGGAUUCAGGAUGUCGAGGACUCCAGGGAAAACUCUGGGCCAGAGAGCCCAUUCCGAGCAGGGCUCGGAAUCCUGGGGGGAACGCGGACACAGUCUGAAUGUGGGGAAAGCGCGGCAGGGAAGCAGGAUUCCACAUCCCACAGAGGGAUCCAUGCACAGGACACAGUCCAUCCCCGGGGUAAACUCAGCCAGAGACCAGACCUUGCUACACACCAGAGACUCCCCAUGGGCCAGCGUCCCCACCACUGCAUCGACUGCGCCAAGAGGUUCAGCAACCCCUCCGCGCUGAACCAGCACCAGUGCACGCACACCAGGGAGUGGCUGCACCGCUGCUCUGACUGCGGCAAGGCCUUUGCACGGAGCUCACACCUGAGAAGACACCAGCGCGCACACACUGGGGAGCGGCCGCAUCGCUGUGCUGACUGCGGCAAAGCCUUUGCAGAGAGCUCAAAGCUGAGAAGACACCAGCGCACGCACUCUGGGGAGCGGCCGCACCGUUGUGCCCACUGUGGUAAGGGAUUCUGCAGUGCCUCCACACUGACACUGCACCAGCGCACGCACACCGGGGAGCGGCCGCACCGUUGUGCCCACUGCAACAAGGGCUUUGCACAGAUCUCAGCCAUGAAAAUACACCAGCACACACACACUGGGGAGCGGCUGCACCGUUGUGCCCACUGUGGUAAGGGAUUCUGCAGUGCCACCACACUGACAGUGCACCAACGCACGCACACUGGGGAGUGGCCGCAUCGCUGUGCUGACUGCGGGAAAGGCUUUGCAUGGCGCUCAGAGCUGAGAAGACACCAGCCCACGCACACUGGGGAGCGGCCGUACCGCUGUGCUCACUGCGGCAAGGGCUUUGCACAGAGCUCAGCCAUGAGAAGACACCAGCGCACACACACUGGGGAGCGACCGCACCGCUGUGCUGACUGUGGCAAGGGCUUUGCAGACGGCUCAAGCCUGAGAACACACCAGCGCACGCACUCCGGGAGCAGCCGCACCGUUGUGCCCACUGUGGUAAGGGAUUCUGCCGUGCCUCCACACGAGCUGGAUGCCACCCUUGGUGGUGACCUCACCUCCACCGCCAAGAGCCCUGUGGAUACUUUGGCGGGGCUGCAGGCGGUGGACAGGGGGCUCAUGCCCGAGAACAAAGUCCUGGACAAAGGUCAAACCUACCCCUUCUAUCAGGAGCUGGAUGCCACCCUUGGUGGUGACCUCACCUCCACCGCCAAGAGCCCUGUGGAUACUUUGGCGGGGCUGCAGGCGGUGGACAGGGGGCUCAAGCCCGAGAACGAAGUCCUGGACAAAGGUCAAGCUGGAGAACGUUGUGGAGUCGGUGCUGGCGGCGCAGGCGCGGGGCCGGGCGGGGAGCGGGCGGGAGGCGGCCCCGGGGAGGCAUCAGCCGCGGGGCAGGAAGUCGAGGAAGUCGAGGGGUGGAGGAAGCGGCCGGGGCCGGAGCCGAGCCCGGCGAUGGCUGCAGCGGGGCCGGCGCAGCUGCGGGUGGCGUUUGAGGACGUGGCUCUGUAUUUCACCCGGGAGGAGUGGGAGCUCUUAUCCCGGCCAGAGAAGCAGCUGUACCGGGACCAGAUGCUGAGGAAUUACCGGACCCUCGUUUCCUUGGGCUGUUCAGGUUCCACACCGGACUUAAUCCACCGGAUCGAGCUAGGGGAGGCAGAGCUCUGGAUCCGGGAUGCCGAGGACUCCAGGGAAAACUCAAGACCUGAGAGCCCCUCCUCAGCAGGGCACGAGAUCCUGGGAGGAACGAGGAGAAGCUUCAGCCAGUCCUCAGUCCUGAAAAUACACCUGCAUAUGCACACCAGAGAGCAGCUGUACCACUGUGCUGACUGCGGGAAGGGCUUUGCACGGAGCUCAAACGUGAGAAUACACCAGCGCACACGCACUGGGGAGCGACCACACCACUGUGCUGACUGCAGCAAGGACUUUGCAGAGAGCUCACUCCUGAGAACACACCACCGCACACACACUGGGGAGCGUCCGCACUGCUGUGCUGACUGCAGCAAGGGCUUUGCAGAGAGGUCACACCUGAGAAUACACCAGCGCACACACACGGGGGAGCGGCCGUACCACUGUGCUGACUGCGGAAAGGGCUUUGCAGAGAGCUCAAGCCUGAGAAGACACCAGCGCACGCACACUGGGGAGCGGCCCUACCACUGUGCUGACUGUGGCAAGUGCUUUGCACAGAGCUCAAUCCUGAGAAGACACCGACGCACACACACCGGGGAGCGGCCGUACCACUGUGCUGACUGCGGCAAGGGUUUUGCACAGAGUACAAGCCUGAGAAGACACCAGCGCACACACACUGGGGAGCGGCCGUACAGCUGUGCUGAUUGCGGCAAGAGUUUUGCAGAAAGCUCAAACUUGAGAACACACCAACACACACAUAGCGGGGAGCUGCUGCACUGCUGUGAUGUUUGCGGCAAGAACUUCAGCAACACCAAUGCACUGACCAAGCACCAGCGCACACACACAGGGGAGAGGCCUUUCCAAUGCACUGACUGCAGCAAGAGCUUUGCAGAGAGCUCAAGCCUGAGAAGACAUCAGCGCACACACACCGGGGAGCGGCCGUACAGCUGUGCUGACUGUGGCAAGCGGUUUGGUAGAUUGGCCAACCUCAACCGGCACCAGGUCACUCACACCAACACCCCUCUGCCAUCGCCAGGGCCUGAGGGGCUUCUUGCAGCCAGUGGGCCUGCCAUGGCAUCAGCAGAUGUAGACCAGUGAGUGGUCCUGUCCCCCUGAUGACCAGCAGUGAUUGUGUGGGGCAGGGAAGGGAACUUGGUUGAGCAGUGUGGGGAAGAGCAGACCGGUGGUAGUAAUUUAGAGAAGAUGGUCACAGCCUACUCCAUUAGGGAACUCGGUCCUGCCCUCCAUGUAGGUGGGAUCCAACUACGUCUCUCUGUCCUACACACACUCAUGCAUCUAGAGGGGAUGCAGCCAGGACAACCCCCUCCCCCCCACCUCCCCCCUGAUGGGACCCCGCCAGGAACUUCUCCCCACAUCUAUCUCGGUUCCAACCGGUGUGACUCUUGGGUGACAUCUAGAGGUGGGAUUUGCAGUCCUGUGGGGCGGGGCAGAACUGCCUGGUCCAUGUAAUUGAAAGAAUACUCAGGACCUGCUCAUGCCGUCUACUUUAAAUAGAAAUGUGAUGAAGAAGAACUACGUCCCUAAUGUGUAACAAAGGUCUGUCUAACCAGAUGUUUCUUUACUAUUAAAGAAGCUGAUGGGUUCAGACGGCAUGUGGAGAAGCCAGUGUAAACAGUGUAAAUCUUUAAGGUGAGCCAAUGAAAAUGUUCUAAGUCCUCACUGUCUGUAAGGCAACCGUGGCUCUCUCCCCGUGCGUCAGGAGGCUGUGCAGUCCCAGCUGCGCUUGAGCUGUAGGAAUUGGGAUACCCACGGGCAGAUUUCUCAAGGCUUGUGCGAAAAGGGCUGUGAUCGGGACACGGUGCAGAGCGAAGGUAAAGGAGCUGAGGCAGGCGGACCAUAAGGCGAGGGAGGCGGACUGUCGCUCAGGUGCUUCACCUAAGGCCUUCUGGUUCUAUAAGGAGCUGGAUGCUAUCCUCUGGAAACCCCACCUCCACUGCCAAGAGCCGCAUGGAUACUUCAGAGGGCACAGAGGCAGCGGAAAGAGGACCUAACCCAGAGGCUGAAGUUAUUGAUGAAGAGGUGGAGUUAGAUGAGGAUGUGCAGCUCCUGGCAGGGUCAUCCAGUAGGCCAGGCAGCCAGGAACUGUUCUCCACUCCAGAGCUGUCUAGCCAGACUCAGCAGUUGCUCUUCAGGGAGCAAGAAGCAGGAGAUGAGAUGCCUGAUGUGGCCUUCAGGAACACCUCACGCAUGCUGGCCAAGCAUCUCCGCCAGAUAAGAAAGCGCCCAAGAUGCAGCAAAGAAGACAUGUUCUGGGAGGUCCGGCAGUGCUCUAAUGCAGAAAAAAAGGGAACACAAGGAGUGCUGGGAAGCUGAAUAGCAGGACAGAAAAGAGAAUCACACGUUUGUUAAGGACACAACUGAGCGGCUGAUUAAAGUAAUGGAGAAGCAAACACAGAUGCUGAAGUCCUUAAUAAUGCUGCAGACUGAGGCCUUGCCUAUGCUAGAGGGGAAAUUCGAUCUAAGCUACACAAUUUGAGUUACGUGAAUAGCGUAACUCAAAUCAACAUAGCUUAGAUCUACUUACCACGGGGUCCACACUAUGUGAUGUUGACGGGAGACACUCUCCUGUCGAUUCCUGCUACUCUUCUCGAGCUGGUGGAGUACAGGAGUCGAUGGGAGAGCGAUCUGCGGUCGAUUUAGCAGGUCUUCACUCAAGCCACUAAAUUAACCGCCGAUGCAUUGAUCGCCAUUCAUGGAUCCCCCGGGAAGUGUAGACAAGCCCCGAGCAGAUCAGUGCUCCUCUGUCACUGCAGCACAUUCAGAACUCUUUCCCAUGCCCCUGCCCCUUAAACUGCGCCCACAAAUUCCUUUCCACUUUCCGGGACUUCUCGGUUUCCCCUUCACUCCACCCCCUCGGACAACUUUCACAAUGACAACUGGACCUACACACAGCUGUGAAAGUCUGCCUUUCCCUGGUUCCUCCUUUCCUGCCAAGCAUCUGUGUGUUUGUGUGCGCGCUGUUCCUUGUGCAGUAAAAGCCAAGCUUUAUAAUGGUAAA
Messenger RNA from Chelonia mydas (Green sea turtle), 5001 nucleotides. RefSeq names its product zinc finger protein 135. Gene Ontology annotation, biological process: negative regulation of transcription by RNA polymerase II. Lineage: Eukaryota; Metazoa; Chordata; Testudines; Cheloniidae. The coding region runs from base 132 to 3080 and encodes 982 amino acids. Gene Ontology annotation, molecular function: DNA-binding transcription repressor activity, RNA polymerase II-specific. The transcript has 11 exons. The record is from RefSeq and is a predicted model, not a curated record.